CAUUCAAUUUUUAAACUUUUUCUAAGCAAUUCGCAAUGGCAGGAACGCUACGGUGCCCUGAAAACUAUGUACCAGUUCGUUUGCCACCUCUACCUUACAAAAGUGACACCACAAAUUGGGAUUUUCCCAAAACCACAGUUGAAGAAAGCUAUCCAUAUCCGAAGAAGAAAAAACCCAUUGUAACUCGAGAAGGACGCUUUGAACAAUUCAUUUGGCAUGAAAUGUACGCCCAGUAUGUUGCCUCAGCGACGAGGAAGAAUACCGAGCUUGAAGCACCGAAAAUAACAGAAUAUAAGGAUCAGUUUGGGAAAGCGAAAACCCCGGAAAUUAGUGAAAAACAAAAGGAAGAGAUGAUAAAUCACAUCACGGAAUAUCCUGUUUACGGGAGUGAGGCGAUCUCUUACUGGAAUCCUAAAGGCAGACAACCGAAUAGUUUUAAGUGUGUGUAUACAAUUACCAAGCCAGUUGCCUUGCAAGAGACUCAGUUUGGUUAGAAAAAGGACAUAAUUCAAUCCUGUAAGAUUUUGU
Messenger RNA from Hermetia illucens (black soldier fly), 528 nucleotides. RefSeq lists its product as uncharacterized. The transcript has 2 exons. NCBI's taxonomy places the organism in Eukaryota, Metazoa, Arthropoda, Insecta, Diptera, Stratiomyidae. The record is from RefSeq and is a predicted model, not a curated record. Bases 36 to 494 code for a protein of 152 amino acids.